AGCUCAUGGGGAAGCUCCGACACACACUCAGAGAUUCAUCAUGAUCCUGCUCGUGCUGCUUCUCGCCGCUGCCGGGAGUGGCCAUGCUCACAGCGUUCAGGGCCAGGAGAAAAACGGCGCAUGUGUGUGUGAGGUGAACAGCUCGAUCUGGGCUUUUCCUGCUUCCAAGUAUGACUCUGUGACAGAACUGCUGCAAAGGUGCCAAGACUCGCUGCAAAAUCUCCAAACACAGACGGUGACGGGUGUGAAGACGGUGCCUGAGAUGGAGGCCACACUGAAUAAUGUGACAAAACGGCUGAAAAGGUUCCAGUACCUGAACAAUCAGGGCCUGUACAACGCGCUACACCUGAACCAGCUCAGCCAAGAGAUCCAGCAGCUACACAACACCAUGAAUAAUGUAGAUCUGGACAAACCUGGAGGGGAGGCACAGCGGAUACGUACAGAGUUGCGGAAGUUUCAGGAAGAAGUGAACAAGAUGUACAAGAACAAUGUCUUCAACCUAGAAACAACGAGAGAGAAGUUGCGCUCUCUCAGUAACCGUGCCCAGACCUGCAGGACCAUCCCACAAGGCUUCAGGAGCUCUUGUUCUCAGCGCACGAUGAAAAAUAUCAGUGCGCCAGUGGUCACUAAGUUGAAUCCGUUCAGUACGUCCUUUAUUGCUGGAGCAUGGGGUCAUGACCCUGGCCUUGAUGGUGAAGAGGCCUACUGGAUCCAGCCUCUAGCUAAUGGAAACAGGUUGGGCAUCACUGUGCGCUUCUACCAGACUUAUGAGGACUUCAUGGCUGGAAGAAACCACAGAGAUGAAUCGCUGGCUAACUCAUACACUCACGCUAAUGCAAUUCAGGGUCCAGGGACAAUAGUUUUCAAGGGUGUUGUGUAUUAUCAGUGCUAUAACUUGCCCGAACUCUGUGCCUUUGAUGUGAAAACCAAGCAAGUCCGACGUCUCACUCUUCCUGAUGCUGGGUUCAACAACAAAUUCCCCUACUGCUACUACAACUGCUUAGAUUGGACGGACAUCAACCUCUCAGCUGAUGACAAGGGCUUGUGGGUAAUGUACGCUACAGAAGCUAACCACGGGAACAUGGUCGUGAGUCGAGUGGACAUUGAAGGCUUCAAUGUGACACACACGUGGAAGACACGCCUGUUCAAGCGCUCUGUGACCAACACCUUCAUAGUGUGUGGGGUGCUUUACGCAACUCGCUACAUAAACACCUACAAAGAGGAAGUGUUCUAUGCCUUCGACACGACCACAGGGAUGGAGGACAACACGCUCUCGAUCCCUAUGGAGAAGGUGGCAGCGGGCGUCGCCAACCUUCACUACAAUCCCACAGACAUGAGGCUCUACAUGUACAAUGGUGGCUACAUGCUUGCAUACCAAGCUUACUUCUGAAAAGCUAGAUUCGAAUAUGCAUUCAAUUCACUGUAUGAUAAGCAUAAACACAACAUGAUUUCCAGUAUAGAAUAGAAAUUGACUGAAACUUCAUUCAAUGCUAUAAAACACUGCAAUGGCAGUGAAAGACGACUUUCUGCUCUCUUAGUUGAUCCAAGCCAUUUUUUCUCAUUUGCACCUCUAUAAACAAGAGAAAAAUCUAUGUAGCAUACUCGAAAUUAUGCUCUAUUCUCAGCCUUACCAUAUUCCACUGACCAAAAUUUAAAUCCCAUCCAAUAUGCUUAUAACAAGUCCUGCAAGUAAAUUGAAUCUAUAUUUUUUCAAUUAUAUUGUUUAUUUUUCAGAGUUUGGUGUUAUCUAUAUACAAUAUCUGUACUGUUAGAGAAUAAUAUUAUUGGUAUAGCUAUUUGAGAUUUUCUUAUAGUCCUAUACUGUUACAUCCUAUGUAUUCUCAGAGUAUGCUUUGAAAGUAAUGCUUCAUUAAAGAGAAAUAAAUCAUUUAUGUCGACUGA
Molecule: messenger RNA, 1902 nt
Organism: Ictalurus furcatus (blue catfish)
Lineage: Eukaryota; Metazoa; Chordata; Actinopteri; Siluriformes; Ictaluridae
Product: olfactomedin-like
Exons: 5
Coding region: 41-1390 (449 amino acids)
Biological process (GO): signal transduction
Source: RefSeq, a predicted model, not a curated record